AUGGGCGGAGCUCAGAGCAGCAGCCUCGCUAGCGCCUUUGGUUGCCAUGGUACUCAGGGAAACGCAAAACAAUCCAUAUAACUAAUUUUUCAUGUUUUUUUUCUUUUAAAACCUUACAAGUGGAUGGUUUAUUUUAUUUGUUAAAAAACUUGGUGAUGAAAGCACUAUUCAUUACUUCCAGGAGAUUUCUUCUUUUUUUCAGUCGAAAAUCAGAAAAUGAGCAAAAAAUUGGACGAAGACUUUUACGGAGGAUUCGACGACUACGAACACGCCUAUGACAUACAGGUUCUUUUUUUCAAGUUAUUAUUUUUUUUCUUUUCUAUGAAAAACUUAUUUAAACUUGAUUUUUUUCACAGAAUAUCACUCAAGAUCGAAGUUUUCAACAAGCUGUGGCACGGUCAAGUCAUGGACGGCGACCGGUUCGUUUUUUUUCCUUUCAAUUUUAUGGUUUUGAAACAAAUAGAUGAAUUUUCAACAAAGUGUGUACUUUGAACUUUGUCUCUGUAUAAAUUUCUUUUUCUGCGUAAACUUGGUGUUCAUUUUGUUUAUGAUGACUUCAAAAAAAUUCAAAAAAAUCAGUUCGAUAGAUAUUUUUUUCUCAGGUAGUUUCUUCUUCCAUAUUAUCAACAAGAUAAACAUUAAAAAAAGAAUGAUAGUGCAAUUUAAUCACAACAAAUUCGUAUUUUUAAAGCAACAAUCGGAAAAAAAUCGAACCACGGAAAAUUCAUUCCCUUUUUUUCAGCUAAAAUACUGAGAAAAUUCUGAAAUACAAUCGAUAUUAAAAUUAAGGUAGCCUCACAAAUGGGCCUCCGAGCGCCUUCUUCCUAUGGACAAGCGCCACCAACAAGUUUCGGGGCCGCCGUCGGGAAUCAAUCCUCUUAUGGUAUUACCUAACUUAUUUCGAAAAAAAAAACUAAAAAUGGAAAAGAGAUUAUAAAAAAAGAAAAAUGAUAGGAAGAAGUCGCGCGGGUGGAAGAACUGCGGCUGGAAUGAGAAACGAACCGGCGAGACCGAUGACGGCCGUUAGAGCCGCUGGCUACACUUCUUUUGCCAAUAAAGGUGACUUUUGAAAAUCUUCAUUUAAAAGUUGCAGUAGCAUUUUCUCUUUUCAGACUAAGUUUCAAGUUGUUUUCUUCUGAUUUAGCUAGUUUGACCAAAAAAAAAACGUGGUUUUUUAUUCAUCGGUAUGCUCGGAGACUACAGUGCUAUAUAUAAUAACCUUGUAACAUUUACGAAAAAACUAGCACUCAAAAGAUAUUAUAAGUGUCGAACGAAAUUUCUGAACAGACCUAACUUGAAAAACUUCAGUACAAGCGUCCGAAGCAGUCAAGGCGAGUGAAACAAAAAGUGAUACGUGAGUAUUAUUUUCGAGAAAUUUAAUAUUCCCUUAGUUCAGAGGCGAAGAAAAAUGCAAAGAAAUGGAACAAAAAGUGACGGAUCUUCUGAAGGGAAGUAUGCUCGCCGCGGAGCAAAGAAACUACAAAGAGGUCAGAUUUUGCCAAAUUUGUGAAAUCUUUAUUGGAUAAUUAAUUUUUUAUUUUCUUAAAAAUUUCUAAAGAGCGAUAUUGAAGCUCAAUGUUAAAGAAACCUUGAUUAGGCGCUCGACAAGGCGAAAGACGCUGGCCGACGAGAGCGGGCCGUCGUGAAGUACCGCGAACAGCACUCGAUGGUCGAGUCCAUGAACCUUGACCUCACAUUCACGGUCCUGUUCAACCUGGCUCAACAGGUUUUCAACUUACCUUCCCUUGCCUGAAACUUCGAAAAACUUUUUUCAGUACCAAAAUAGCGAUAUGUUGAACGAAGCCCUCAACACGUACGAGAUAAUUGUCAAGAAUAAAAUGUUUCCUAACUCCGGGAGAUUGAAGGUGAUUUUUUUCAAAAUAUAUUGAAUCAAACGAUAUUACAUGAAAAAAAUACAACAAACUUUUUAAUAAAUAACCCAAAAUUAGCCAUUCUUGGCUAAUUUUGGAUCCAAUUGGAUCAAUAAAUUUCCUUUCGAAAAAACGCGAUGUUUCAUUAAUUUUAUACAUUGCGUACAAAACAGCAGACCAUACGUAAUUGAAAAGGUGUUGUCAUGUCGCGAAAAAAAGGAAUUCACUCAAAUAAAGUUCACGUUAGGUCAAUAUCGGGAACAUCCACUUCAAGCGGAAGGAGUACAACAAGGCGAUCAAGUACUACCGAAUGGCGUUAGACCAGGUUCCUAGCAUCCAGAAAGAAACUAGGUUCCAACACUUGAAUUAGAAGUAAAUCUGAUUUUUUUUAGGAUAAAGAUUCUCAACAACAUAGGAAUUGCAUUUGUCAAAAUGGGAAACUACGACGACGCUCUGAGCACGUUCGAUCAUUGCGUCGAAGAAAAAGCCGACUUCAAAAACGCUCUGAAUCUUGGUGAUUCCCUGUUUUUUUUUAGGUCCAAUCUGGAAUUAUUGUAGUCGUAGCGAGUUUUUGUGUGCAAGAUGUUGAAAAAAUGAGAGAGGCAUAUCAGAAACUGCUCGAUAUUCCGCUGGAUGACGACGACGAUCAUAAAACUAGCCAGGUUUUAUCAAAAUUUGUGGAAGUGAAGAGGAACUUGAACGAAAUUUACAGGAAAAGGAAGACGUUCUGAUGAUUCAAGUGCUCAAUUCGGACAGUUUGAAGCUGUGGGAGCGGAUGAAGAGAAGCGAGGCUGAGCGAGCCAUCAUGACCGCCACGAAACUCAUCAGCCCUGUCAUCGCAACUGAGUCCGCUUUUCGAGAGUUGCUUGGAGAGAUUCUGAUAAUUUUCAAUUUUGAACGAAUAUUCGUAACGUUUCAGCAGCACGGCGGGCUACGAGUGGUGUCUGGAAACGAUAAAACAGUCGGUUCAUGCGUCGCUCGCCACGGAGCUGGAGAUGACCAAGGCUGGCGAAAUGCUCAAGGAUGGCGACAUUGAGCAGGCUGUCGAGGUGAGUCCAAAAUUAACGAUGGCUUGAAAAUCUGAGGUUAAACGAAGGACAUGAAGUUGCUCGGAACCACUAAUGCAUCUUGUUUGAAAUUCAGAACUCCCCAAGAAAAUCAUAAAAAGAUACAGCUUGCAGGUGCUCAAAGUUUUCAACUCCCAGGACACGAAAACAGCCAGUGCCGCUGCGAAUAACCUGUGCAUGAUUAGACUUUUGGUUUGCAUUUUGUUGUUCUGGAUAAAAUAUAUAUAAUUUCAGGAAGGAGGUCCAAAGUUGGCUGAAUCGCAGAAAUAUGCAGAGCAGGCCUUAUCCAUGGAUCGCUAUAAUGCAAACGCCUUGGUCAACCAAGGUGAAAUAAUUUUAAAAAUUCAAACAAUUUUCAAAACUCUUGAACCUGUUUUGACUCUGAAACCUGCUCAGCAAAGACAAUAACCAUAUUUUUAUUCCUAUCAAAGUUAGGUUCCAAAAACGGUUUUCACUAUUUACAAGAGUGUGGGCCCGUUGGUAGUACCAUCGAACAAACUGCUCCACCAUGUUGGAACAGUACAGCGAUGAGAACCCAAACACCAAUUUUAAAACUGAUAAACCAAUCUGUUGAAAUCUUAAAAAGGAAAAGCUUACUGAAAAACGACUUUAUUAUUAUCAUUAAUUGACAAUAUUUUGAAUGGAAAAAGGCUUGCCCGCUUCUUGACCUUCUGGUAGUUUUAUCAGUUCAACUUCUUGUUACUUGGCUUUCGGAAAAGUAACCGCAUUUUCAUGUUAAAAAACUGAUUACCUGAAUAGUCUUACCUGCGAUUCACCUCCAGGUAACAUCGCCUACAUGACGGGAGAGCUCGAAAAAGCGCAGCAUUGUUACCGAGAAGCCCUGAACAGCGAGGCGAGCUGCGUCCAGGCCAUGUACAACAUGGGCCUUGUCCACAGAGCUCAGGGAAACGUUGAGCAAGUCUGUUCCUCAUUUUUGAAGGAGUCAUAGUUAUUCUCAUAGGCUCUUGAGUGUUUCUACAAGCUGCACAACAUCUUGCUCAACAACGUCCAAGUACUUUGUCAACUGGCUGGAAUGUAAGGAAAUAUCAAAUAUGAGCAUUUUUUUCAAGGAGUACUGUAUGUUCGAGUCCGCACUGCGACGUGUGCAAUUUGUGUGUAUGCACUUUCUGAUAAAGCCAUCGCCAUUUCUUUAUGAGUUUUUUUCAAUUUAACUGUAAACACUCAAAACAGAAACAAAAAAGUUUGAAAAAAUGUUAGAUUAAGAAAACUGGGAGACUAACCAUUCAGGAAGUGGACACAAAGUGGGAAUGCGGAUUUUAACAUACAGUAAUCCUUGUCAAUGAAACUCGCCGAUGUCGUACUGGCGAAACACUUAAUGGCCACUAUAAUGUUUUUUGACGUGUUUGUGGCUAAGUAGUCAAAUUAGUGGCCUCUCUGAAAAUCUGAGUAGUGUUACUAGACCAUUAAAAUAACUAUAGUGGCCACUAAGACGCAAUGUAGUGCCUUCUGUAGGGUUGUUUUUAGUGACAACUUUAGUUUCCUAUCCAAGUAUUCCUUGAGAAGCCACUUAAGUGGCCACUAGAGUUUUUCCCAGAGUAUUUCCAAACUUCAGCUACGAGUCAUUGGAAGACUCUGCGCAGGCCAUCGAACUCUACAGCCAAGCCAAUAGUCUAGUUCCAUACGAUCCUUCCAUUCUGAACAAAUUGGCGGCCAUUUUCGACGCGGAGGGCGACAAAACUCAGGCCUUCCAGUGCCACUAUGACGUCAGUACUUUUCCACCAUUUUCCUGACUUUCAUAGGUUAAGAGUUACCGAUAUUACCCGUCGAACAUGAAAGUGAUCGAGUGGAUGGGCGCCUACUACAUCGAAACUCAGUUCUCUGAAAAGGCCGUCAAUUACUUCGAGAAGGCGUCCAUCAUGCAGUAAUCUUGUUUUACCUUCAAUUUCAAAGCCUUUUCUUGAGACCCAACGAGAUCAAAUGGCAGUUGAUGAUGGCGUCCUCCCAUCGCAGGGCCGGAAACUACCAAAAAGCUCUCGAACUGUACAGGAAUAUCCAUCGAAAGUUCCCCCAGAAUAUCGAUUGUGAGUUCGAGAGACAAAAAGUCUCUUUCUUAAUCUGCGAUUUCCAGGUUUGAAGUUCCUGGUGAGAAUCACAACAGAUCUUGGGAUGCCCGAGGCGAAGGAAUACGUCGAGAAGCUCGAAAAAGCGGAAAAGUGAAGAUUUUUCUCAGUCAAAAAAAAAAAAUGGUGUAAUUUUUGUAGAGUUCGACAGCUCCGGAUGCAGCGAGAAUCGGACUCGAGUCAAGGGAAACGGCAUUCCGCCAAUUCGACUCACUCUCUUCCAGUUCCACAAACAGGUGAGGCAUCAUUUUUCAAUUCAUGUUAUCAAAUUAAGGCUUGAUAAAUUGCUAAUUUUUCGCUUGGAUCAGUUUUCAGCAAAAAGGAAAACGAAGCUUAAUAUUACCUAGUUAAACUUAUAUUUCUCACGUCAAGACUGAAAAUCUUCGUUUCACUUUCGUUUUUUUGUUUCUAUAAGCAGAAGUGGAACUUUUUUUUUUCAUUUUUAGUUUCAGAAGUUUGAAAUUUUUUAUUUUCAGAGUCCUCAUAACCUUUUUUUGCUAGAACGAAGAAUCAUUAAUUUUUAUUCAUUAUUAAAGUAUUUUUGAAAGUCAAAUCAUUUUUCAUUCAUUGAAAUAGUUCAGUACUUUUUUGAGCUGCUUUUUUUCUGGACUUUUAGAAAGCUGUCUGUGCCCUCUUUACUCGGACUAGAUGAAAAACAAAGUCUGUUAAAGUUAUCGAGAAAGCACAGACUGAUCAAACUAUCGAAUGAUACUAAGAAAGAUUUGACACAUAGUGGACUGAACCGUAUCGUGACCUCAACACGUUCAGCCAUUCCAAAUGCGACCUUCAGAUAUCAUCACAGAGUUUCAAAUAAAGAGAAAUUGCAGGAGAUCGACCGAACUCGCUCAACAGCGUGAGAAUGCACAGUGCAAGUAUCCUGGCAGCAGAUGCGCAGCCAUUCAGUGUGUCUCAAAGGGACAUGAGUGAGACAUCACCUUAAGAACUUCUAAAAGGAGACUUUCCAGGGUCGGCUGAUUAUUCCUACGCGGAUCCUCUCGGUCCAUCCAUCCCAAGGCCAAAAACGGGCGGCAAAAGGACACAAAAAGACGAUUCUUUCGACGAUUUGGACGAUUCCAUGCUCCCCCAAUAA
Caenorhabditis auriculariae is the source of this 6109-nucleotide messenger RNA. NCBI's taxonomy places the organism in Eukaryota, Metazoa, Nematoda, Chromadorea, Rhabditida, Rhabditidae. The record is from the annotation of a GenBank genome assembly.